Molecule: messenger RNA, 4591 nt
Organism: Lymnaea stagnalis (great pond snail)
Lineage: Eukaryota; Metazoa; Mollusca; Gastropoda; Lymnaeidae
Source: the annotation of a GenBank genome assembly
GGGGGACCUACCACAAUGCAAAACAAAGUAAAUAUUUGUACACUUUCCAUACUUCACUUUGGAUCUAUUCUUUUUUUUUUUUUAUAAGCGUAACCCACUUCCCUAACAGUAUUGUUACAGUUGGUUCAGUUACACUGUCCUCUUGUUUCAGUUGGGCCAUUUGAUUCAAGAGUGAAUCCAUCAAGUUAAAAGCAAACCCAGGACUCGUAAUUCUGUCUGUCACUCAGCUCUGUUUAUCGAUACUGAUAAUAUUAAGUAUGUGGGGGGGGGGGAGAUAGAGUUAGAGAGAGAGAAAGAGAGAGAGAGAGAGAGAGAGAGAGAGAGAGAGAGAGAGGGGAGAGGGAGAGAGAGAUAAUGAAAUUCAAUUUAUAUAUAGUCUAAAAGCACAGGAUAAGCAAAGAUUUUCAGCCCAGAUAUUUUCUGUCGACUAUUGCUCUGCAUUUUAACCCAGACAAUGUCUGUCAACUAUUGCUCUACGUUUGAACCCAGACAAUGUCUGUCACCUAUUGAUCUACAUUUAAACCCAGACAAUGUCUGUCAACUAUUGCUCUACAUUUAAACCCAGACAAUGUCUGUCAACUAUUGCUCUACAUUUAAACCCAGACAAUAUCUUUCAACUAUUGCUCUACGUUUGAACCCAGACAAUGUCUGUCACCUAUUGCUCUACAUUUCAAUCCAGACAAUGUCUGUCAACUAUUGCUCUACAUUUCAAUCCAGUCAAUGUCUGUCACCUAUUGCUCUACAUUUCAAUUCAGUCAAUGUAUGUCACCUAUUGCUCUACAUUUCAACCCAGACAAUGUCUGUCAUCUAUAGCUCUACAUUUCAACCCAGACAAUGUAUGUCAUCUAUUGCUCUACAUUUCAAACCAUAAAGUGUCUGUCAUCUAUUGAUCAACAUUUCAACCCAGAAAAUGUCUGUCAUCUAUUGCUCAACAUUUCAACCCAGAAAAUGUCUGUCAUCUAUUGCUCAACAUUUCAACCCAGAAAAUGUAUGUCAUCUAUUGCUCAACAUUUCAACCCAGAAAUGUCUGUCAUCUAUUGUUCGCCACUGAUCGCGGGUGUGUUGGCCUUGAGACCAGCUGUUUCUCAUUGGUACUAUGUUGCGACACGCUACACCAAAUUGCUUUAAAAUUCUGCAACAAAAAAUUCAAAGUUGUACAAUAAAUAUGAUCUGUUUCUAGGAUGUUUCCGAGCAAUUGAUUACACAAUUAGAUUAUAGGAUUAAAAUAAUUGCAAUGACAAUAAGAUUAUAAGAUAAGACUGUCGCUUAAUAUAUUUUAAUUUGAAAUGAAUAUACUGAGACUGGAGUGUUUAUCCAGUAUCUGAAGUACAACCAGCAAGGGGGAAUAGCCAAUAUCCGGGAUUAAACCUCUGUGGGACAAUAUCCUUUAUCCAAGGUAACAACUGUAUGGAAUAAUAUCCAUCAUCCAGCGUAGAAACUACGUGAAGCAAUAUCCAUUAUCCAGGGUCACAUUAACAUGAGAAUAUCUGAAACGUAAACUAUGCGUUAUCCAUGGUCCCGUCCGAAAUACAUAAUAUCCAUUAUCCGGUAUACACACCAUCCAAUGUUGUUCUUUAAAUAGCUCGGCCAGUGCUGAGCUCCCGUCGUCUGCUAAACAGCGGUCACCGUUUUAAAGCACCAGGGAGCAGACGUGCGAACCACCCAAUCAGCAUGGCGGCAUGUAGAGAGUCCCUGGCCACGUGUGAGAACCCCGAAUUCCCCAACUGGAUGUGGCGCUACAACAGGAACAAACGCCUUCCCCGCUUCGAACCCUGGUUCACUAGGUGAGUUGCGGCCUGAGAACCGAUUUUCUGGUGUCCAUUAAAGGUUACACGCAUUUGGCAAUAAACGUUCUACUUUGCGGUUCUUGAAUGUGCUCUGUUCAAUUCUUGAAUGUGCUCUGUUCAAUUCUUGAAUGUGCUCUGUUCAAAUCUUGAAUGUGCUCUGUUCAAUUCUUGAAUGUGCUCUUUUCAAUUCUUGAAUGUGCUCUGUUCAAUUCUUGAAUGUGCUCUGUUCAAAUCUUGAAUGUGCUCUGUUCAAAUCUUGAAUGUGCUCUGUUCAAAUCUUGAAUGUGCUCUGUUCAAUUCUUGAAUGUGCUCUGUUCAAUUCUUGAAUGUGCUCGGUUCAAUUCUUGAAUGUGCUCGGUUCAAUUCUUGAAUGUGCUCUGUUCAAGUAGCGCACUCGAUUACAAAUUUCACUACAUAUAUCUUUUUUUUAUUAUAAAAUCAUUUGAUAAAGUGUUGGUUGAGUUACUGUUAAAAAUAUUAAAAUGCCUCUUUCGGCUUUUUUUUCCGUGCAGCUCAAUACGAACCAGAGAUAUUAUUAUUUCAUGAUACUCCCAUACUAAGUUGAAUCUGUUCAUCAUCUAUAUGAAGUUUUAUAAAAGAUGGGCUCUAGCCAAAAAUUUUAAGAUUGGUAAAAGCAGUAUUUUGCUUCACUCUUAGAUUGAAACUGAUCGAGCCAAAAAAAAAUAAUAUUUUGUUUGUCUUAUUGUAGACUUGAAAGAUGGCCGCCGCAAUACCGGAACAUGGGCAUGCACGACAACUUCCGGUUCCAUCCCGUUGGACCAAACGAGCAGGAGAGACCGUUCCUCCAUCUUGGAGUCAACUACGCACAUGACCUGCUCCUGGACAGGAAAGGCGGAUUCGGAAACAGCGCGUUGGGUUUCACGCCAGGGCCGGCGCCCCCAAGGUUAAACACAUUUGAAAAACUUCACCCUGUCUUAGAAACUCUUAAUUACUGCGUCUUAACCGGGUGCAGUUUUGUUACAUCGGGUCCGGGUAUUUUGAGUAAAUACCCCUUGGGUGAAAGUGUUACCAAAAAAAAAAAAGACUCAACUUCUGACAACCCUAAAGACAGCCUUACACACAGUCUUAAAGACAGCCCUACAGACAUCCCUACCCUACAGACAGCCCUACAGACAGCCCUACACACAGUCCUAAAGACAGCCCUAUAGACAACCCUACAGACAGACCACCACACACCAGUGAUCGUCCAAUGGCGCCCUUUCCUAGACAUAGAAACACAUAGUCCUAUUUCCCGCAGGCUCGUGGUUUACGAAGUGGACAAUCCCUACCCACGCGAUGACCUGUACAAAGUCAACGAGAUCCACAACAUAUCCCCGGGAAUGUCCCUUUUAGAUCACACUUACCUGCCUUUCCCUGAAACCGAUUACACACGAGAACCGCUUAAUCCAAGGUGAGUGGGAACUAGAGGGCGACCACCGAUGUGGUUCCGGUGCAUAGCAUUGAUGUGGUGCAGUAGAUGGCAUUACACCAUCGUGGUGCAGUAGAUGGCAUUACACCAUUGUGGUGCAGUAGAUGGCAUUACACCAUUGUGGUGCAGUACAUGGCAUUACACCAUUGUGGGGCAGUACAUGGCAUUACACCAUCGUGGUGCAGUACAUGGCAUUACACCAUUGUGGGGCAGUACAUGGCAUUACACCAUUGUGGUGCAGUACAUGGCAUUCCACCAUAGGGGUGCUCUCCACAACAUUGACGUGGUUCAGUCCAUGGCAACAUUUUUUGGAGAUCUUGGGCUUGGCGCAGACGAACGUUUACUGUGGCUCGACGGAAUUGAAAUUCUCCAUUAACUCUUAUUGAGCAGGAAAUAGUGCAGACGUUUCUCUAAAUGUGUGACCUCCGCUAGCAACUGCAGAGGUAGUCGUAGCUAGCAACUGCAGAGGUACUCGUAGCUAGUAACUGCAGCGGUAGUCGUAGCUAGUAACUGCAGAGGUAGACGCAGCUAGUAACUGCAGAGGUACUCGUAGCUAGCAACUGCAGAGGUAGCUGUAGCAAACGCUACACUUUCUUUUUUAAGGGUUGACUGCUUCGAUAUGCAACUUGCCAGAUAGCGUAAAUCCUCAACAUAGCAAGAUGUGUGUGCAAGGCAAGAUGUAUGUACGUAGCAAGAUGUGUGUACAUGACAAGAUGUGUGUACGUUGCCAGAUGUGUAUACGUGGCAAAAUGGGUGUGUAUGGCAAGAUGUGUGUGUAUGGCAAGCUGUGUGUACAUGGCCAGAUGUGUGUACAUAGUCAGAUGUGUGUACAUGGCAAGAUGUGUGUACAAGGCAAGAUGUGUGUACAUGGCAAGAUGUGUGUACAAGGCAAGAUGUGUGUACGUGGCAAGAUGUGUGUCCAAGGCAAGAUGUGUGUACGUGGCAAGAUGUGUGUACUUAGUAGGAUGUGUGUAUGACAAGGCACAUAAUAAUAAUAUCUGCAAUGUGGAGUAAAAACUUUGGUAGAGAAGGGACCCUGUCAUUUAAUUGCACAUGGUGACGCCUGUAAUAAAAUCACGUGAUGUGUUCAUAAAUUUAAUUGGUCUCAUUCCCCUGAUUGUUCCGUUAUAUAGUAUAAUUGUUGUUGUUUAAUCCGUGCUGUUCCUCCAGACAAUAUCUAGAGAAGACCUUGGGUCAAGCCAUGGAGCACCCCGGCACGUUCCCCCACUUCAACAUGCCGUCCAGCGGCGCCACCGGCCGGCUGUGCGGUGCCGCGACCUGCGGUUCGAUCGACCCCAUGGAGGUGUGGCUGGACAAGCACAGGAAGCGGGAGGCCGAGCAGGCCCUGGAGAGAUACCUGAGAUCUCGCCCGUAA